AUGAGGAACAGCCAGAAAAGAAACAGCAUCGAUGGCAGCAGCAUGGAGAAGGGAAAAAACGGAUCGGACCUUGGGAAGCUAAAGAUCCCAAAUUAUGAUCAGCCUGAAAAGCAACUAGAAUUCCCUGAAAUUUCAGUGGGCAAAGUUGCCACAAGACCCAUUAUCCAUUUGUACAAGAGACGAUGGGUCAUGGUCCUUCUCUUCAGCUUUUAUUCGCUUAGCAACGCAUUUCAGUGGAUCCAAUACGGAAUUAUCAACAAUAUUUUCAUGAAAUUUUAUGGUGUGAGUUCCUUCGUUAUAGACUGGAUGUCAAUGGUCUACAUGUUGGUUUAUGUACCCUUAGUAUUUCCCGUUUCUUUGCUUUUGGACAAGAAGGGACUCAGGAUUGUAACACUCAUGGGAGCGGGCUUAAACUGCAUGGGGGUUUGGGCAAAGGUGGCAAGUAUCCGCCCGAACCUAUUCUGGGUGACGAUGCUUGGACAGACUGUGUGUGCCAUAGCCCAAGUUUUUCUCCUUGGAAUGCCAUCCCGCAUUGCUUCUGUGUGGUUCGGUAGCGACGAAGUGUCCACUGCCUGCUCCAUCGGCGUAUUUGGCAACCAGCAUGAAAGGCUCGUUCCAGAUACGGACCUCAGCCACAAGAAGAAACCUCCUCUUUUCCCUCAGCUUCUAAAUGAAACGGAGGGCAGAAGGGAAAGACGAUUUGGAGACUGCUUGCAGACUGACCGCAGGUGCCCAAGGAGAAGCUUUACAGAGGAGAGCGGCCACCCUUUGCCUGGAGACCUUGGAGGUGAUGCGGAGGCUGAGUCGUCAGACACGACGAUGCUGGUUCCUCGGGUGGAGACGAAACUCUACAAGCGUCGCUGGGUGAUGCUCUUCCUAUUUAGUGUGUAUUCCAUGAGCAAUGCAUUCAUGUGGCUCCAAUAUGGCAUCAUCAGCAAUAUCUUCAUGCGAUUCUACAACACUGACACCUUCACCAUUGACUGGCUCUCCAUGAUCUAUAUGCUCACCUAUAUCCCUCUUGUUGUGCCUGUCAUGUGGGUCCUUGACACCCGCGGUCUCAGGGACGUAGUGGUUGUUGGAUCAGCUUUCAAUUGCAUAGGAGCCUGGAUCAAGACUGGCACUGCGCGCCCAGGCAUGUUCGCUGUCACUUUUUUGGGCCAGUUUGUGUGCUCUGUGGCCACUGUGUACAUUCUUGGGAUUCCUUCCCGCUUAGCCUCUGUCUGGUUUGGCCAGCAAGAAGUAUCCACUGCCUGCUCCAUUGGAGUACUGGGAAACCAGCUGGGCAUCGCCCUUGGUUUUCUGGUGCCGCCUGUUCUGGUUCCCAAUGUAGAUGAUAUGGAUGAACUGGCUCACCACAUCAGCAUAAUGUUUUACAUUAGUGCCGCCGUGGUCACCGUUAUCUUUGUUCUGAUUGUCUUCAUUUUCCAAGAGAAGCCAGAGCUUCCUCCUUCCCAGGCCCAGGCUGCAGCCCAAGCCCUGUCUUUAGAGGACUACUCUUACCUUGACUCCAUUAAGAGCAUUCUCCGGAACAAGAACUUCAUUCUGCUUAUGAUCAGCUAUGGACUGAAUGUUGGCUGUUUCUAUGCUGUUUCUACUCUGUUAAAUCGGAUGAUUAUUGAUUAUUACCCAGGAGAAGAAGUGAAUGCUGGGAGAAUUGGACUGACCAUAGUGAUUGCAGGAAUGGUGGGAUCCCUCAUAUGUGGAGUAUGGUUGGACAAGACCAAAUCAUACAAACAGACCACCCUUGCUUUAUAUGUCCUGUCCUUUGUGGGAAUGCUGGUCUAUACUUUCACCCUAGACUUGGGACACCUGUGGGUGGUUUUUAUCACGGCUGGGGCUCUUGGGCUCUUCAUGACGGGGUACCUGCCAUUAGGCUUUGAGUUUGGUGUUGAGCUCACUUAUCCUGAGUGUGAAGGAAAUUCAUCUGGCCUCCUUAACUGCUCAGCACAGGUGUUUGGGAUCAUAUUCACUAUUGCUGGAGGGAAGAUCAUGGACCGUUUUGGCACAGUGUAUGGGAACAUCUUCCUGUGUGGCUUUCUUCUCAUAGGCGCUAUCUUGACAGUUUUAAUUAAAUCCGACCUUAAGCGACAGAGGGCCAACCAGCAGUGUCAAACAGAUGCAGAUCCACUUUUACGCACUGCGUAUUAA
Molecule: messenger RNA, 2148 nt
Organism: Chanos chanos (milkfish)
Lineage: Eukaryota; Metazoa; Chordata; Actinopteri; Gonorynchiformes; Chanidae
Gene: flvcr2a
Product: FLVCR choline and putative heme transporter 2a
Exons: 12
Coding region: 1-2148 (715 amino acids)
Biological process (GO): transmembrane transport; heme export
Cellular component (GO): membrane
Molecular function (GO): heme binding; heme transmembrane transporter activity
Source: RefSeq, a predicted model, not a curated record